Rana temporaria (common frog) is the source of this 5612-nucleotide messenger RNA. RefSeq names its product phospholipase C beta 1 (gene PLCB1). The transcript has 32 exons. NCBI's taxonomy places the organism in Eukaryota, Metazoa, Chordata, Amphibia, Anura, Ranidae. Gene Ontology annotation, biological process: phosphatidylinositol-mediated signaling; memory; lipid catabolic process. Gene Ontology annotation, cellular component: cytoplasm; nuclear speck. The coding region runs from base 247 to 3918 and encodes 1223 amino acids. The record is from RefSeq and is a predicted model, not a curated record. Gene Ontology annotation, molecular function: calcium ion binding; calmodulin binding; phosphatidylinositol-4,5-bisphosphate phospholipase C activity.
GAUGGAGGAGGAGGAGGAGGAGGAUGGAGUAGGCAGAGCUGGGAUCGCAGUGCUGGGGAUGUGCACGGCUCCGGCUGGCUCCUGUCAUUCUGUGCGAUCAGCUGUGAGCGCUCCUCAUCCACCGGACACCCCGAUCUCCGGGAUCUGACCUCCAUACACCCUCCGGGAUCUGUCCCCCCCUCCGGGAUCUGUCCUCCCUCCGGGAUCUGUCCCCUCAUCGCCCAUUGGAGGGCUCAAUGUGUGGACAUGGCUGGGGCUCAGCCUGGGGUUCAUGCUCUGCAGCUCAAACGUGUCCGCGUCUCCGACACCUUGAAGAAAGGAUCCAAGUGCAUCAAAUGGGAUGAUGACUCUACUUUUGUGUAUCCUGUUGUCCUCAAAGUGGAUCCCAAUGGAUUUUUUAUACACUGGGUAGAUCAAAACAAGGAGACGGAACUUUUGGAUUUAAGUCUAGUGAAAGAUGCCAGAUGGGGAAAGCAUGCAAGAAUUCCAAAGGACCCCAAGUUACGAGAACAGUUGGAAGUUGGGAGCUUUGGAGGAAGGUUGGAGUAUCGCAUGUUCACCAUCGUCUACGGUCCAGAUCUGGUCAACAUCUCAUAUUUAAACUUAGUGGCAUAUCAAGAUGAAAUUGCCAAGGAGUGGACAGAUGAGAUUUUUAGUCUGGCAACAAACCUGCUGGCACAGAACAUGUCCCGAGACGCAUUUCUGGAAAAAGCAUACACCAAGCUGAAACUUCAAGUCAACCAAGAGGGAAAGAUUCCUGUGAAAAACAUAUACCGCCUAUUUUCUGCAGACAGGAAGCGAGUGGAAACGGCAUUAGAGGCAUGUGGUCUUCCGCCUGGCAGAAGUGAUUCAGUUCCUCAAGAUGACUUCACGCCAGAUGUUUACCAUGCCUUCAUAAACAAUAUAUGUCCUCGGCCUGAGAUAGACAACAUAUUCGCAGAAUUCGCAACAAAAAGUAUACCAUACCUCUCCGUUGACCAGAUGGCAGAUUUCAUUAACCUAAAACAGCGGGAUCCACGACUAAAUGAAAUCCUCUAUCCACCAUUGAAACAAGAGCAAGUUCAGCAGCUAAUUGAGAAAUAUGAGCCAAAUAGCAGCCUCUCAUCAAAAGGUCAGAUAUCUGUGGAAGGAUUUAUUCGGUAUCUAAAUGGAGAAGAAAAUGGAGUAGUACCGCCUGAGAAACUGGAUUUAAAUGAAGAUAUGUCUCAGCCCCUUUCCCAUUAUUUUAUUAAUUCCUCACAUAAUACCUACCUCACAGCGGGGCAGCUGGCUGGGAACUCCUCAGUAGAGAUGUAUCGUCAAGUGCUUCUGGCUGGUUGCCGCUGUGUUGAACUGGACUGCUGGAAAGGCAGAACCGCAGACGAGGAGCCGGUCAUUACUCAUGGCUUUACCAUGACUACUGAAAUAUUAUUUAAGGAAGUUAUAGAAGCUAUCGCAGAGUGUGCAUUUAAGACCUCGCCGUUCCCAAUUCUGCUGUCUUUUGAAAAUCAUGUGGACUCGCCGAAACAACAAGCAAAGAUGGCAGAGUACUGCAAGCAAAUAUUUGGGGAUGGACUUCUGAUGGAACCACUAGAAAGGAAUCCUCUUGACCCAGGGGUGGCUCUUCCCAGCCCUGUGGAUUUAAAGUAUAAAGUCCUGGUGAAGAAUAAGAAGAAAUCUCAUAAGUCAUCUGAAGGAAGUGCAAAAAAGAAGUUGACCGAGCAAGCGUCCAACGCCUGCAGCGACUCUUCCAGUGUGUUCGAGCCAUCAUCUCCUGGGGCAGGUGAAGCUGACAUUGAAAGUGAUGAAGAUGAUGAAGACGAUGAUGAUGAUUGUAAGAAAUCUUCCACGGAAGAGGGCACGGCUGGAAACGAAGCCAGCGCCACGGAGGAGAUGUCUAACCUGGUGAACUACAUUCAGCCUGUGAAGUUCGAGUCUUUUGAGAUCUCUAAAAAAAAAAACAAAAGCUAUGAAAUGUCCUCCUUUGUGGAAACCAAGGGACUUGAGCAGCUAACAAAAUCCCCCGUAGAAUUUGUAGAAUAUAACAAAAUGCAGCUAAGUCGAAUUUAUCCAAAAGGGACACGUGUGGAUUCAUCUAAUUACAUGCCUCAGGUCUUCUGGAACGCUGGAUGUCAGAUGGUGGCUCUUAACUUCCAGACUAUAGAUAUUUCUAUGCAGCUAAAUAUGGGGAUGUAUGAAUAUAAUGGUAAAUGUGGAUACAGGCUAAAGCCAGAGUUUAUGAGAAGACCAGAUAAGCACUUUGAUCCUUUCACAGAGACCACAGUGGAUGGAAUAGUGGCAAACACACUGUCUGUAAAGAUCAUUUCAGGGCAGUUCCUUUCAGAUAAAAAGGUUGGCACCUAUGUAGAAGUAGACAUGUUCGGAUUACCUGUUGAUACCAGGCGAAAAGCAUUCAGGACCAAGACAUCACAAGGCAAUGCUGUGAACCCAGUUUGGGAAGAGGAACCGAUCGUCUUCAAGAAGGUGGUGCUUCCAUCCUUGGCCAGCCUCCGAAUAGCAGCCUAUGAAGAAGGAGGAAAGUUCAUAGGUCAUCGGCUAUUGCCGGUCUCAGCAAUCCGACCAGGUUAUCAUUACAUCUGUCUACGGAAUGAGAAGAAUGUACCACUGACACUACCGGCCAUCUUUGUCUGCAUAGUGGUGAAAGAUUACGUCCCCGAUACAUUUGCAGAUGUGAUUGAAGCUUUAUCGAAUCCAAUUAGAUAUGUGAAUUUGAUGGAGCAGAGAUCGAGACAGCUGGCCGCCCUGACGCUGGAGGACGAGGAAGAAGUGAAGAAAGAGGUUGAAGCUGGCGAUGUUCCACAGGAAGCCAACAGCGAGCCCAGGCCGGCGCCAGCAGAAAAUGGCUUGAAUCACGCUUCUACUUUAACGCCUAAGUCAUCAUCUCAAAAUGUUCACAAUCAGCCUCCGCCAGGUUCUGUUAAAGUACCUGCUAAAACUGCACCGGCCGAGGACCUCAUAAUGAGUGUAUUGAUAGAGGUAGAAGCUCAGAGUAUCGAUGAACUGAAGCAGCAGAAAUCCUUUGUGAAGCUCCAGAAGAAGCAUUAUAAAGAAAUGAAAGAUCUCGUGAAAAAGCACCACAAGAAAACCACUGACCUCAUCAAAGAGCACACCACUAAGUACAAUGAAAUCCAGAACGAUUACCUGAGGAGGCGGGCCAUCCUGGAGAAGGCGGCCAAACGGGACAGCAAAAAGAAGUGUGAAUCGGGGAGUCCGGAUCACAAUUCUUCUUCCGUUGAACAAGAUUUAUCCGCAUUGGAUGCAGAAAUGGCGCAGAAAUUGGUAGAGCUGAAGGAACAACAGCAACAGCAGCUUCUCAACCUCCGACAAGAACAAUACUACAGUGAGAAAUACCAGAAGAGAGAGCACAUCAAACAGCUCAUCCAGAAACUCACCGAUGUGGCGGAAGAUUGCCAGAACAACCAGCUGAAAAAACUCAAGGAGACUUGUGAGAAGGAAAAGAAAGAAUUAAAGAAGAAGAUGGACAAGAAACGACAAGAAAAAGUCACGGAAACGAAAUCGAAAGACAAAAAUCAAAUGGAAGAGGAGAAGACGGAGAUGAUCCGAUCGUAUAUCCAGGAAGUGGUGCAGUACAUUAAAAGGUUAGAAGAUGCUCAGAGCAAAAGGCAAGAGAAGCUCAUAGAAAAACACAAGGAGAUCCGUCAGCAGAUUCUGGAUGAAAAGCCCAAGGUUGAACUUGAUCAAGAAUAUCAAGACAAAUUUAAACGACUUCCCAUGGAAAUCCAGGAGUUUGUCCAGGAAGCUAUGAAGGGAAAAUUCAGUGAGGACGGUGAACAUAGCUCUGCACUCUUAACGCCUGACAGCGGCAAGUCUCCCAUUUCUGGAAACCAUAAAAGCCUGGAUCACGAGGAGGAAGGAGAGCCUGGAACUCCAGAAAAAUCAUUUGACACAUCACUCUAAUGUUGACUGCAACGUGACAAUACCUUAAUGUGCUGGUAGGGGGCGCUUACACAUCGCCUGUUACUUAUUGUGUGCGCUGUGAACGCUGCCCCUAGUGGUCGGUGCCGGAAGCUUAAGUGCUCUUUUGAAUGCACCCUUCCAGAAGAAGAUUUGUAUUGCACUCAGCAGUCAUUUUUUUUUUUUUAACUAUUUAACACUAUUCUAUGUCUUGGAAGAGUUUCUAUGUAGGAAUUAACAUGCAUUCAGUUCUGUAUUGCUUCUUUGUUGGUGUUGCACAACUGAAAGUAGCUUCCAGCCAAACACACAUUACCAAAUAGGCAAAACAGAUCAGUAUGGUGUGUUCUAAGGAGCUUUUUAUUGAUGUCUACGUUCAGAAGACGUUCAGAAGACUACAGACCGGCAUUUAUGUUGGUUUGGAGCUACACCGUGAUUGACAGAUAUUUUUUUGGGCUUACUCACUAAAGCAGUGUCCUGCGCAUUUCUAUUGUUCAAAGCCCAAUUUACCUGGCGGCCAAUCAGGAGCUUGUUUUUACUGACUCCAUGAACUGUAAAUUGGCUGCUGUGGCUUACUGCACGUUGCAUUGCCUUAUUAAGUAAGCCCGACCGUCCUUUUUUUAACUGCACCUGAAUAGCUAAAUAUUUGCUUUUACGUUUGCACUGAAAGAUGAAACCUUUUUGAUUUGCAAGCACUGGUGGCUUGCCCGUUUUUUUUUUUUAUAUAUAUAUAUUAUGUACUUGUUAUAUAAGUAAUGACAGUUACGUCUUGACCGUGGUCAAAGCUUCGGAGGCCAUCGCAGGAAGUAUUUAUCAGUUUAUGCGUGUGCCCACAGUUAUACCUCAGAGGUGUUGAGCAUGUGGGUUUUAUUUAUGGGGAACUGAACCCUCAGGAGAAGAAAAAGGGAGCCAAUUGUGCAUGUCGGAACAAAGAAGACUAACUUCUUGGUUAGAUUCUGCAAAUUAGUAAAAUAAAAAUAGGUGUAACAGUUUUUUUUUUUUGCGGUAUUAGUGUUGUAUUGUAACGUUGAAGUAGUCUUUGGAUAUAAAUUAAUAAAAAAAAAAUAUAUAGAUAUAUAUAUAAAUAUAUAAAUAUAUUUUGCAGGAUCAAAAAUAUUAAAGUAUUAUAGUUUAUGGAAACUUUUAUGGAAACAAUAAAAAAAAUUAUAAAAAAAAACAUUGUGCUAUAAAAAAAAAAAACACGGAGAUUAAGCUGUACGAUGUUGCAGCUUCCGUGAAGUGAUCAAAUUGUUCCGUUUUAUAGGUGACAUGGUUCCAUGUUUGUAGAAUUUACAAUAGGGACAGAUCAAAUUGUGAACUCUAGGCCACACCACCCAACAUAACGGCAGCCAUUCAGACUGCUCAAUAUUCUAAUGAGCUGUUUCGGUUUCAUAGCUCAGGAGAUAUCUGGAGUCAAGUUCUUUGUGUGGCUGUAAUGUGUGAAGUAGUAGUUGCUCGUUAAUUGUUGACUGUAGGCUUUUUUGAAGAGAAUAUCAACAGUGACAGAUCAAGUUGUAAACUCCGGGCCACCCUGCCCAACAUAACAGCGGCCAGUAUUUCAGACAGCACAAUAUUCUAAUGAGCUGUUAAUCGUUUCAUAGCUCAAGAGAUAUUGGGAGUCAUGUUCUUCAUGUGGCUACAAUAUAUGAAGUAGUACUUGCUCUGUAAUUGUUGACUGUUGGCUCUCUUUAAGAAAAUAU